AUGCGGCGCUGUGAACUGGCCUUCACCGAGACCACAGCUGCAAGGGGGAGGAUAGGGGGCAAUGCCCAGGUGUGUGUGUGUGUGUGUGUGUGUGUGUGUGCGCGUGACUGUGUGUCUGUGUAUGCCUCUAUGCAUGUUCUGUGCGUGUGUGAGUAUAGGUAAUGGGUUUUGAUGAUCCGGUGAUGUAUACACUGUGGGAGCCAGUGCAAAUAUUUUACACAAUCCCGUUGUCUGAAGAUAAGCUUAGUCUUUCAUCCCCUCCUCUCUCAUAUCUUCAUCAAGUUGGUGAACCCACAACCGGUCAUACUGUACAUGAAAGAGUUCUCAGGGUGCAUCGCAAAUAACACCCUAUUCCUUAUGUAGUGCACUACCAGCUCAAAAGUAGUGCACUAAAUAGGGAAUAAGGUGCCAUUUUGGACGCACCCUCACUGUUCAGUUUGGCACAACGUUCGGCUGUUUGUUGAAAGUUCUGAGAACCUGCUCGGAUUCACUGGUGAUAAACGAGAGGCCAAAUGAAAAACUAGUCUUCGCCUCUUCUCUUUGGUCAUCCCAUCUGUGUGUGUUAUUAGGAGAUUAUUUGAAAGAUAAUGGGUGCGUCUCGAUAUUCCUUUCCCUUUCCUUUUCCCCAAGGGGUAUGUGGGAAGAUAAUAAAACAUUUUAGGAAAAAAAUAUAGGGACAAAUAUUACCCCCCAAAAUAUGUUCAAGUUAUUUCAAUCUUGGACCUCCCGAGUGGCACAGCGGUCUAAGGCACUGCAUCGCAGUGUUGAGGCGUCACAGCCGGCCAUGACCGGGAGUCCCAUAGGGCGGCGUGCAAUUGGCCCAGCGUCGUCCGGGUUAGGGGAGGGUUUGGCCGGGGGGCUUUCCUUGGCUCAUCGUGUUCUAGUGACUCCUUAUGGCGGGCCGGGCACCUGCAAGCUGACUUCAGUUAUCAAUUGAACAGUGUUUCCUCUGAAACAUUGGUGCGGCUGGCUUCCAGGUUAAGCGAGCGGGUGUUAAGAAGCAGCAUGGCAUGGCGGGUCAUGGCUCGCCCUUCACCUCUACAGAGCCCAUUGGGGAGUUGCAGCGAUGAGACAAGAUUGAAUUGCAAUUUGAUAUCACGAAAAAAUAUACAAAGAAAACGUUUUUUUUUUCAAUCUUAAUAGGCAGGAAAACAUUUACUGAGGCCACUGGUGUGAAAUCUCUAGUUAUUUUAUAUUUAUAGGCCUACUUUUUUACUUUAGUUUCAGUGCGUGUGCAUUGCUCUGUCUACCUGUCCUCUGCCCACCCAACACGCUAGAGUGCCUGCUAGUGUUAUCCUCACUGAAACUAUGAUUGAUAAAACAGCAGCUGAUGCACUGAAGACUGUAUCAUUGUCAAAUAACACAGUGUGCCGUAGGAUCAAUGACAUGGGCGUUAACAUUGUUAAUCGAGUGGUGAAAAUAUUUAAAUCAUUCUGGUCCAUUUUGUCACGAUCGUCUAGGAGUGAAGGAGACCAAAGCGCAGCGCGUUGAACGAACAUGACUUUAAUUAGAAAAAGCACCGAAAUACAAAACAAAAGACGACUCGUGAAGUCCACAGUACAACGACUGAAACACGGAACAAUAACCCACAAACCCCACAGGAAAACAUACAGAAAUAAAUAUGGCUCCCAAUCAGAGAUAACGAGCCGACAGCUGACACUCGUUACCUCCGAUUGGGAGUCAUUGACCAAACCUAGAAAUACAACACUUUGACACCCAACAUAGAACAAAACCACAUAGACUGCACACACCCUGGCUCAACAUAAUGAGUCCCAGAACCAGGGUGUGACAGUACCCCCCCCUAAAGGCGCGGACUGCGACCGCGCCUCAAAACCCCCAAACAGGGGAGGGCUGGGCGGGCAUACCUCCUCGGUGGCGGUUCUGGCUCCGGCCUAGACCACCACCCCACCAUAGUCACUACCCGCUUACGUAGGUUCCUCCAAAUGACCCCCACCGGUUUAAGGGGCAGCACCGGACUAAGAGGCAGCACCGGACUAAGGGGCAGCACCGGACUAAGGGGCAGCACCGGACUAAGGGGCAGCACCGGACUAAGGGGCAGCACCGGACUAAGGGGCAGCACCAGGAUAAGGGGCAGCACCUGACUCAAUGGCGGAUCCUGGCUGGACGGCUCUGGCGGAUCCUGGCUGAACGGCUCAUGGCUGGCUGAAGGAUCUGGCUGCUCAUGGCUGGCUGACGGAUCUGGCUGCUCAUGGCUGGCUGACGGAUCUGGCUGCUCAUGGCUGGCUGACGGAUCUGGCUGCUCAUGGCUGGCCGACGGAUCUGGCUGAUCCGGUCUGGCCGAAGGCUCUGGCUGAUCCUGUCUGGCGGAAGGCUCUGGCUGAUCCGGUCUGGCGGAAGGCUCUGGCUGAUCCGGUCUGGCGGAAGGCUCUGGCUGAUCCGGUCUGGCCGAAGGCUCUGGCUGAUCCUGUCUGGCGGAAGGCUCUGGCUGAUCCUGUCUGGCGGAAGGCUCUGGCUGAUCCGGUCUGGCGGACGGCUCUGGCUGAUCCUGUCUGGCGGAAGGCUCUGGCUGAUCCUGUCUGGCGGAAGGCUCUGGCUGAUCCUGUCUGGCGGAAGGCUCUGGCUGAUCCUGUCUGGCGGAAGGCUCUGGCUGAUCCGGUCUGGCGGAAGGCUCUGGCUGAUCCUGUCUGGCGGAGAGCUCUAGCGGCUCCGGUCUGGCGGACGGCUCUGAAGGCUCAUGGCAGACGGGCGGCUUUGCAGGCUCAGUACAGACGGGCAGUUCAGACGGCGUUGGGCAGACGGACAGUUCAGACGGCGUUGGGCAGACGGGCAGUUCAGGCGCCGUUGGGCAGACGGGCAGUUCAGACGGCGUUGGGCAGACGGACAGUUCAGGCGCCGUUGGGCAGACGGGCCGUUCAGACGGCGUUGGGCAGACGGACAGUUCAGGCCCCGUUGGGCAGACGGCCGACUCUGGCCGUCUGAGGCGCAUCGUAGGCCUGGUGCGUGGUGCCGGAACAGGAGGUACCGGGCUGAGGACACGCAUCUCAGGGCUAGUGCGGGAAGCAACAACAGGACGCACAGGACUCUGGGGACACACAGGAGGCUUGGGGCGUGGUGUAUGCACUGGUGGUAAAGGGCUGGAGACACGCACCAUCGAGCCAGUGCGUGGAGGAGACACAGGGCUCUGAAGACGCACAGGAAACCUGGUGCGUGGUGUAGGUACUGGUGGUACUGGGCUGGAGCGAGGAGGUGGCGCCGGAAAUACCGGCCCGUGCAGGCGUACUGGCUCCCUUGAGCACUGAGCCUGCCCAACCUUACCUGGGUUGAUGCUCCCCGUCGCCCGACCAGUACGGGGAGGUGGAAUAACCCGCACCGGCCUAUGUGGGCGAACCGGGAACACCAUGCGUAAGGCUGGUGCCAUGUACGCCGGCCCGAGGAGACGCACUGGUGACCUGCUGCGUGGGACCGGCUUCAUGACAUCCGGCUCAACACUCAAUCUGGCCCGGCCGAUACGUGGAGCUGGACUGUACCGAACCGGGCUAUGCCUGCGUACAGGAGACACCAUGCGCUCAACUGCGUAACACGGUGUCUGCCCGUACUCUCGCUCUCCACGGUCAGUCCAGGGAGUAGGCGCAGGUCUCCUACCUGACUUCGCCACACUCCCUCUUAGCCCCCCCCCAAGAAAUUCUUGGGUAGUACCCACAGGCUUCCAGUCUUGCCUCCGUGCUGCCUCCUCAUAUCGCCGCCUCUCGGCUUUAGCUGCCUCCAGCUCUUCCCGAGGACGGCGAUAUUCUCCCGGUUGUGCCCAAGGUCCCUUACCAUCCAGAAUCUCCUCCCAUGUCCAUGAAUCCUUUAUGGGUGGAUAUAAAUCCUGUGUAGGUGGAUCCUGUUGCUCCUGGACGCGCUGCUUGGACUUUCUUUGGUGGGUUAUUCUGUCACGAUCGUCUAGGAGUGAAGGAGACCAAAGCGCAGCGCGUUGAACGAACAUGACUUUAAUUAGAAAAAGCACCGAAAUACAAAACAAAAGACGACUCGUGAAGUCCACAGUACAACGACUGAAACACGGAACAAUAACCCACAAACCCCACAGGAAAACAUACAGAAAUAAAUAUGGCUCCCAAUCAGAGAUAACGAGCCGACAGCUGACACUCGUUACCUCCGAUUGGGAGUCAUUGACCAAACCUAGAAAUACAACACUUUGACACCCAACAUAGAACAAAACCACAUAGACUGCACACACCCUGGCUCAACAUAAUGAGUCCCAGAACCAGGGUGUGACACAUUUUCUCUGCAGCUGGACGAAUCAACUGAUGUCAGUAGGGAAGCCCAGUUGAUUGCGUUUGUGCAAUACAGAGACAUUUUGGAAAUUAAUGAGCACAUUCUGUUCUGCAAGAAGCUAACGGGGAGAACUACAGGUCAGGAUGUGUUUCACGUUAUUGACAAUUUUUUCUCAGAGCACAAUCUGGAUUGGAAAUCCUGUGUUCAUGUGCGCACGGAUCAUGCUGCAUCAAUGCCUGGGAGAGUGAAAGAAUGAAUUGCCCAGAUAAAGAAGGUAAAUCCCAUUGUAUCAUUCACAGAGAGGCAUUGGCCAGCAACAAAAUGAGUCCUGAGUUACAUUAUGUUUUGAAUGACGCAGUGAAAGUGAUUAACUUUAUCCAUCCAGUCCAGACCUCUGAAUCACCGACUGUUUGAAAGGCUCUGUGAUGACAGUGGGACUGAGUACCAGCCUCUACUGCUUAACAUGACGUCCGUUGGCUAUCUAGAGUGAAAACGCUACAGAGGCUUUUUGAGCAGCGAGCUCAAAAUAAUUUUCUGUCUAAGCACUCACACACCUCCUAGUGGCUGUGUUGGAGGACACAGACUGGGGAGUCCGCCGUGCCUAUCUUGCUGAUGUGUUCAGCAAACUGAACAACCUGAAUCUAACUCUGCAAGUUAAAGACACACACAUUCUAAACAUGUAUGACAAAGUGUGUGGAUUCAUGAAGAUGAUCAAACUCUGGGAGAGGAUAUGUGAAGAUGGGGAUAUAAGUUGUUUCCAGCAGCUUGACACCUACAGUAGGCGACCUUUCUACAGAUGAUGUUGACACUCCUAUUGUGCAAAUAGUAAGCUCACAUUUAUCCAAACUCAACAGUGAGUUCAACUCCUACUUCCCUGACAUUGAAAACAAGUCUGCCAAACUUGACUGGGUGCGUAAACUUAAUUUCUGUCAAAUGUACACCUAAUUUAGGAAUUAUGCCGGUCGCAGGCGCAUGAGGGGGUACUUCAGGCAGGUCAAAGUGUUUUAGAGGUACAGUAACCAAAAAAGGUUGGGAACCACUGACGUAGAGGACACGAGGACAGGACACUUGGUUAUACUGGGUGUGCAGGCUUUUGCUGCUGCCUGGUUCUACUACACUACAACCUGGUUCUACUACACUACAGCCUGGAUCUACUACAAUACAGCCUGGUUCUACUACACUACAGCCUGGUUCUACUACAAUACAACCUGGUUCUACUACACUACAGCCUGGUUCUACUACAAUACAGCCUGGUUCUACUACACUACAACCUGGUUCUACUACAAUACAGCCUGGUUCUACUACACUACAGCCUGGUUCUUCUACAAUACAGCCUGGUUCUACUACAAUACAGCCUGGUUCUACUACAAUACAACCUGGUUCUACUACACUACAGCCUGGUUCUACUACAAUACAGCCUGGUUCUACUACACUACAACCUGGUUCUACUACAAUACAGCCUGGUUCUACUACAAUACAGCCUGGUUCUACUACAAUACAGCCUGGUUCUACUACACUACAGCCUGGUUCUACUACACUACAGCCUGGUUCUACUACACUACAACCUGGUUCUACUACACUACAGCCUGGUUCUACUACACUACAACCUGGUUCUACUACACUACAGCCUGGUUCUACUACAAUACAGCCUGGUUCUACUACACUACAGCCUGGUUCUACUACACUACAACCUGGUUCUACUACACUACAACCUGGUUCUACUACAGCCUGGUUCUACUACACUACAGCCUGGUUCUACUACACUACAACCUGGUUCUACUACAGCCUGGUUCUACUACACUACAACCUGGUUCUACUACACUACAGCCUGGUUCUACUACACUACAACCUGGUUCUACUACACUACAGCCUGGUUCUACUACACUACAGCCUGGUUCUACUACACUACAGCCUGGUUCUACUACACUACAACCUGGUUCUACUACUACCCUGGUUCUACUACACUACAGCCUGGUUCUACUACAAGACACCUGAUUAUUCUACUCAGCAGCUCAUCAAGAGCACAACCAAUCAAAUCCCCACCUGGUGCAGUCUCUCCUGGGCUAUGGGAAGUGCAGACGUGACUUCGGUCCAGGUUUGCUCCAGCUGUGCUAGCUGUCUGCGCAGGCACGGUGCAUCAGCCUCCUUCAGCUGCAGUAGUAAUGUGCCCGCCCUGAGCGCAGAGGCCUUUUCAGCUGACUUGGUUUCCAGCUCCACUGAAAACUCCUGUAAAAAAACUAAACGUCAAAUCAAAGAGCUCCCAUUCCCGAAAUUUCACACAAAAUUCACACAUUCAGUUUGCAAUUCUAACAUUUUCCAUGGCAUUUGUAAUGUAUUUAGGAACCAAAAAUUCACUCAAAACUAGCUUUUCAGGUGUUUGUGAAAGAAAAGACAAAUGGACUGCAUUUUUAACAUGUUACAAUAAAAUUGGUUAUACAAUAAAAGUUGUUAUUCUAUAUUUACUGUAUAUCCAUACAUUUCGGGUAGGAUCUGGAUGACAAUGAUUAUUUACUACUUUGAGCUACAAAACGUGUCAUCUGAAGUUUUUUUUCCUAACUAUUUUACCAGUAGUUGGAUGAGGUAAAUACGGGUGAGCUCCUCGUCUUGAGGUGUGGCGUCGGGCAGACUUGUCCAUGUCUUCAGGCGUUCUUUAGCACUGCCCAUCCACCCAGUGAGUGAGACAGAGUCUUUGUGGAACCUACAAGAGGGAAAACAGGGUUCAAACAGGGUUCGAUGUUUCCUUAUGCAAAGCAGUCUACAUUUAUAGUGCCUUCAGAAAGUAAUCACACACCCUUUACUUUUUUGUUGUGUUACAAAGUGGGAUUAAAAUGGAUAUCAUUGUAAUUUUUUUGUCAACGAUCUACACAAAAUACUCUGAAAUGUCAAAGUGGAAGGAAAAUUCAUUUUUUGUUUUAAUUAAUGGAAAAUAAAUCACUAAUAUUUCUUCAAUAGAUAAGUAUUCAACCCCCUGAGUCAAUACAUGUUAGAAUCACCUUUGGCAGCACUUACAGCUGUGAGUCUUUCUGGGUAAGUCUCUAAGAGCUUUGCACACCUGGAUUGUACAAUAUUUGUCAAGUUGGUUGCUGAUCAUUGCUAAACAGCAAUUUUCAAGUCUUGGCAUAGAUUUUCAGGUUUCCUUCUUUUCUCUCUGUCAUUUAGGUUAGUAUUGUGGAGUAACUACAAUGUUGUUGAUCCAUCCUCAGUUAUCUCCUAUCACAGCCAUUAUACUUGGUAACUGUUUUAAAAUCUCCAUUGGCCUCAUGGUGAAAUUCCUGAGCAGUUUCCUUCCUCUCCGGCAACUGAUUUAGGAAGGGCGCCUGUACCUUUGUAGUGACUGGAUGUAUUGAUACACCAUCCAAAGUGUAAUUAAUAACUGCACCAUGCUCAAAGGGAUAUUCAAUGUCUGCUUUUUUUUACCCCUCUACCAACAGGUGCCCUUCUUUGCGAACCAUAGGAAAAACUCCCUGGUCUUUGUGGUUGAAUAUGCGCUUGAAAUUCAAUGCUCGACUUAGGGACCUUACAGAUAAUUUUUUGUGUGGGGUACAGAGAUGGGGUAGUAAUUUAAAGUCAUGUUAAACACUAUUAUUGCACACAGAGUGAGUCCAUGCAACUUAUUAUGUGAAUUGGUAUGCACAUUUUUAAUCAAGACAUUUCAGCUUUUCAUUUUUUAUUAAUUUGUAAACAUUUCUAAAAACAUAAUUCCACUUUGACAUUAUGGGAUAUUGUGUGUAGGCCAGUGACACAAAAUGUCAAUUUAAUCAAUUUUAAAUUCAGGCUGUAACGCAACAGUCAAGGGGUGUGAAUACUUUCUGAAGGCACUGUAAGUGUUAGCCAAAGCUGUGUUGUGUGUGUGUGUCCCUGCCUAUCUUCCAAAAACCCUGUCUGUGUGUGCCCACCUGUUCCAGUUGUCCCUGAUGUCACAGCUGCGUUGGCUCUCCUGCUCUGCCUUGCCGCGGAUGGCCCGCCAGCGCAGCUCCAGGACGCCCCCUGUGCCGCCAACCCCGGUACUGCAUCCCCAGGCCUGCAGAGCCUUCUCCUGGUCCAGGACCGAGCCUAG
Molecule: messenger RNA, 8293 nt
Organism: Coregonus sp. 'balchen'
Lineage: Eukaryota; Metazoa; Chordata; Actinopteri; Salmoniformes; Salmonidae
Source: the annotation of a GenBank genome assembly